Molecule: messenger RNA, 1466 nt
Organism: Echinostoma caproni
Lineage: Eukaryota; Metazoa; Platyhelminthes; Trematoda; Plagiorchiida; Echinostomatidae
Source: the annotation of a GenBank genome assembly
CCUCUUCGUCAAUAACCUCAUGCGCCCGGGUACUGAAUCAGACAUGCAUGCGCGAAUUAAAUUUGAUGCGUGCUUGUCCCGUGUGCUACCUGAAUCGGAUGCAAGCCAUAUUUUUGUUGCCCUCUACCCCGAAACCAUUACCUUUGUUGACAAAAAAGGAAUGGCUCCGGUCUGUGGAUCUUCCGCCUCGUUCGACCGAGACAGACGAAUCAACCCCGGUGGAUACGAUCAAUGCAGAUCCCUGGUGGUUUUGCAAGUUAUGCGAUGUAUUGCAUCCCUUGGUCUGGGUGCGAUUAGAACAUUAUCCUCGUUGGCCGGCUAAAGUGAUGACAGCGGAUGCAAAAGAUAUACUGGUAAUGUUUUUUGGCGAUUAUGACGUCACUAUGGCACCGGUCGGUUCAGCUAGAGUACAUUCCGACUCUCGUGCUGUUCGGUCUCCCCUUCCAAGUGGAUUGAAUGCGGCUGACGUGGGCUCGGAUUGCCAUACCACGUCCGAUCAAUCCGUACGACCAGUUUCUCCCGUAGCCGGUCCCUCUUGUUCUGUGAACAAAAAUACGCGUCACGGACCCAAGUCUCCCGUUCACUUGACCGUGGAUGCUUGUUAUAAGCAAGCACUGGUGGAAUUGGAUUAUCAUGUUGCUCGGAUCAAAGAACGUUAUCCGAAUUUCAAGUUUCCUAAUUCUUCCGUCGAAUUUACUCGACGAUACUAUGUACAAUUUCGAAAGACCUAUGACACCAAAUUGUCAAAGAAUGCGCGUAAAGUAAUCACUUCCGGUAGCUCAAACUCUGCGCCGUGUCCAGAUGGAAACCAGACCGUGGUUGUUGAACCUGCAACCAUAUCGGAAGGCCCUCCUGUGUCUACAGUCCGGUCGAUUUGUAACCAAGACAGCCUGGAACCAGUCCCAUCACCCGCAUCACCUGUAUCUAGUAAUCUGGAUCAAAUUGGUACUGUCAAAGACAGACACACCGAGGACACCAACUCCCGAGAUCAACAGUUACUGCCCCAAUCGUCUGCAACCUUAGUGUUAAAAGUGGAUGCGACCAAAUACCCAAAUUCCAACACAGAUACUGAACGAGAAACGCUAACCACAGAUGAUUGUGAUCGUCCACCCACCGUUCUACAACCCAUCCCAAUAAUCGCCCGUGGAGACGAUUGCGAGGGUAUAGAUGAAGUCCGCUCACUGCUGGAACGCAUGCGUUCACAAUUUCAAGAGUCCUUGCAAUGUUUGGAGGAAAAGUGGCAUUUGACUCGUGUCAACGAGGGUACGUUGCGUCUUAACAUUUGCAUUUUUCUGAGACCUCCUAUCAUUGUGUUAUUUUUCACAUACCGUACCGUAGUGUUCUAUGUUUAUUCCUGCUAUUUCCAGCAUCUGUUUAUCAAUAUCAUUUUUUUAUUUGAGUUAACGUUUUACUCUACGAUUAUCUCUAUAUUUUUAUUUUUCAAUAUUAUAACAGUGUUGGUGUAA